Eutrema salsugineum is the source of this 5129-nucleotide messenger RNA. Its product is annotated as COP1-interactive protein 1. The coding region runs from base 426 to 4709 and encodes 1427 amino acids. The transcript has 4 exons. Lineage: Eukaryota; Viridiplantae; Streptophyta; Magnoliopsida; Brassicales; Brassicaceae. The record is from RefSeq and is a predicted model, not a curated record. Gene Ontology annotation, molecular function: actin binding.
UGUUGUCUUCUCUCCCAUAAGUCCAAACCAAAUCACUUUUUUUCUUCUUCUUCUUCUUCAAAUCUCUCUCUCUCUCCCUCCCUUCGAUUUCAAUUUCGUAAUCCUUAUCAUCUUUGAAAUCACAGAGAUAGUGAUCGAGACCCCGAGAGAGAGAGAGUUUCUUUUUAUAGCUUUUAUUUUUAUUUUUCUCUAUAAGUUUCGUCGUUUUCAUAUCUCCGGAGCUUCGGUAUUCAGGCAAAAACCCAUUGAAUCGAUUCUGGAUCUUCCGUGGAGCUCAAAGCAAGUUUGAGAGAAAAAAGAACAGAGAUCGUGUUUGGUGGAGGUUCACAGGUGAAUAUUGGGUUCCGGAAAGCUCUUAUUGUUAAGUUGCCUUGAUAGAUGAUAUUUGGUUGAACAAGUAAUCGGAGAAACUCAAGAAAAAAGAUAUGAAAAAGCAUCGGUUUAGAGAAACCUUGAAGUCUUUCUUUGAGCCUCAUUUUGACCAUGAGAAAGGUGAAAUGCUUAAAGGAACAAAAACUGAAAUGGAUGAAAAGGUGAAGAAAAUCUUGGGAAUGGUAGAGAGUGGAGACAUUGACGAAGAUCAAUCUAAAAGAAAAGUGGUUUCAGAGUUAGUGAAUGAAUUCUACAGCGAGUACCAGUCUCUCUAUCGCCAGUACGAUGAUCUAACUGGUGAGAUCAAGAAAAAGGUUGACGGAAAAGGAGAAAGCUCUUCAUCGAGCUCAGACUCCGACUCUGACCGUUCUUCGAAGAGGAAGACCAAGAGAAAUGGAAAAGUAGAGAAAGAUGUUGAGUCGAUAACAGCUGGCUUGAAGCAACAAAUCGAAGCUGGGAAUCUUGAAAUUGCUGAUCUGAAAAGGAAGUUGACGACGAGUGUGGAAGAAAAAGAAGCAGUUAAUUCUGAGCUUGAAGUAGCUUUGAUGAAGUUAAAAGAAUCAGAAGAUAUCAUCAAUAAUUUGAAACUUGAAACUGAGAAGUUAGAGGGCGAAAAGACAACAGCGCUGAGUGAUAGCAGAGAACUACAUCAGAAACUGGAAGUUGCUGGCAAAACAGAAACUGAUCUGAACCAGAAGUUAGAAGAUAUGAUAAAAGAGAGAGAUCAACUUCAAACUGAGAGAGACAAUGGUAUCAAAAGAUUGGAAGAAGCUGAAAAACUUGCAGAAGAUUGGAAAACAACGAGUGACCAGCUCAAAUAUGAAAUUUCUAAUUUCAAGCAGCAGCUAGAAGCAUCAGAGCAGCGAGUUUCGGAUCUGACGAGCGGUAUGAAAAGUGCAGAGGAAGAGAAUAAAUCUCUAUCCCUGAAAGUUUCGGAGAUUUCAGGUGAGAUCGAACAGGCACAGAACACCAUACAAGAACUCAUUUCCGAAUUGGAAGAGAUGAAAGAAAGAUACAAAGAAAAAGAGAGUGAGCAUUCUAGCUUGGUGGAGUUACAUGAGACCCAUGAGAAAGAAUCAUCGGGUCAUGUGAAAGAACUAGAAGCACAAGUGGAAUCAUCAGAGAAAUUGGUUGCAGAUUUGAACCAAAGCCUGAACACUGCAGAGGAAGAGAAAAAACUGCUCUCGCAGAGAAUCUCAGAAAUUACAAACGAGAUUCAACAGGCGCAAAACACCAUACAAGAACUUGUGUCUGAUUGUGGACAGUUGAAAGAGAGCCACAGUGUGAAAGAGAGAGAACUUUUCGGUUUGAGGGACAUCCAUGAGACUCAUCACAGAGAAUCUUCCACCCGAACGAGUGAAUUAGAAGCUCAACUAGAAUCCUCAGAAAAGCGGUUCUCAGAAUUGACAUUGAGUCUGAAGGCUGCAGAGGAAGAAAACAAAGCCAUCUCCUCGAAUAAUGUGGAAACUCUAGACAAGCUCGAACAGGCGCAGAACACGAUACAGGAACUCAUGGCUGAACUGGGAGAGUUAAAAGACCGACACAAAGAGAAAGAGAGUGAGCUUUCUAAUUUGGUGGAGGUACACGAGGCACAUCAGAGAGAUUCAACAAGUCGAGUGAAAGAACUAGUAGAAGUAGUGGAAUCAGCAGAGCAACAAGUUGCAGCUAUGAAACAGAAUUUGAACAAUGCAGAGGAGGAGAAAAAACAGCUCUCUCAGAGAAUUUCAGAGAUCUCUACUGAGAUUCAAGAGGCACAAAACACCAUCCAAGAACUCAUGUCUGAGUCUGGGCAGUUGAAAGAGAGCCACGGUGAGAAAGAGAGAGAGCUUUCUGGUUUGAGGGACAUCCACGAGACUCAUCAAAGAGAAUCAUCCACCCGAGCGAGUGAAUUAAAAGCUCAACUAGAAUCAUCUGAACAGCGGGUCUCAGAUUUGAGUGCGAGUCUGAAGGCUGCAGAAGAAGAAAACAAGUCCAUGUCCUCCAAAAUCUUGGAAACUACGGACGAGCUCAAACUAGCGCAGAACAAGGUACAAGAGCUAACGGCUGAAUUGGCAGAGUCGAAAGAUAUACGCAUACGAAAAGAGAGUGAGCUUUCUAGUUUGGUGGAGGUACACGAGACUCAUAAGAGAGAUUCAUCGAGUCAGGUUAAAGAACUAGAAGCCGUGGUGGAAUCAGCUGAGCAACGAGUUAAAGAUUUGAACGAGAGCCUGAACAGUGCAGAGGAAGAGAAGAAAAUGUUAUCUCAGCGAAUAUCAGAAAUGUCGAAUGAGAUCAAGCAGGCAGAGAACACCAUACAAGAACUCAUGUCUGAGUCUGGACAGUUAAAAGAGAGCCACAGUGAAAAAGACAAGGAAAUAUUCAGUUUGAGGGAUAUCCAUGAGACUCAUCAGAGAGAAACAUCCACCCAUUUAAGUGAUUUAGAAACGCAGUUGAAAUCAUCUGAACAGCGGGUUUCGGAUUUGAGCGGAAGUCUGAAGAUUGCAGAGGAAGAAAACAAAACCAUGUCCACUAAAAUAUCAGAUACUUCAGGCGAGCUUGAUAGGGUACAGAUCAUGUUACAGGAACUCACAGCUGAGUCAAGCAAACUGAAAGAGCAGCUCGCUGAGAAAGAAGGUGAACUUUUACUUCUGACAGAGAAGGAAAGCAAAUCACAGGUGCAAAUAAAAGAACUAGAAGCAACAGUAUCGACCCUCGAGCUGGAGCUACAGUCAGUUCGUGCCCGUACAACAGAUCUUGAGACAGAGAUUGCAAGCAAGACCACUGAAGUUGAGCAACUGGAAGCGCAAAUCAGAGAAAAGGUUGCUAGAAUCUCGGAACUUGAGAAGACAAUGGAAGAGAGAGGAACUGAGCUCUCUGCUUUAACCCAAAAACUGGAGGAUAACGAGAAGCAAUCAUCAUCCACAAUUGAGAGUUUGACAGCUGAGAUCGAUGGCGUACGAGCAGGACUAGAUUCAGCGACUGCUGAAAAGGAAGAGUUGGAGAAACUAAUGGUGAGCAAAGGUGAUGAAGCUUCAAUGCAGAUUAAGGCUUUGACGGAUGAGAUCGUUGGUCUGGGCCAGCAAGUGGUCUCACUUGAGAGCCAGAAAGCAGAACUUGAGAUCCAACUUAAGAUGAAGUCCGAGGAGAUCUCUGGAAAUAUGAGUCAGAUUGCAAAUCUAAAAGAGGAGAUCAUAAACAAGGCCAAAGAUCACGAGAAUGUUCUAGAAGAAAGAAACGGUUUAUCUGAGAAGCUCAAUGGUCUUGAAGUUGAGCUGGAGACUCUUCAGAAACAGAGAAGUGAGGUUGAAGAGGAGCUGAGAAUUAAAGCAGAAGAGGUCGUUCAAAUGCGCGAUAAGAUCAACGAAACCUCUGCUGAAACAAUGGCCUUAACAGAACAGAUCGACAAACUGCAGCAUGAACUUGAUUCUCUACAGGUGAAGAAGAGCGAAAACGAAGCAGAGCUUGAUAGAGAGAAGCAAGAGAAAUCAGAAUUGUCGAAUCAGAUCAUCGAUGUCAAAAGAGCUUUGGUAGAGCAAGAAGCUGCUUACAAUACUCUGGGAGAGGAACACAAACAGAUCAACGAACUUUUCAAAGAACGUGAGGAAACACUCGAAAAGCUAACAGAGGAUCACAAAGAAGCCAAAAGAUUGUUGGAGGAGACAGGUAACGAAGUAACAUCCAGAGAUUCUGCAAUUGCAGGUCAUGAAGAGACGAUGGAGAGUUUACGUAAUGAGCUGGAAAUGAAAGGAGACGAAAUAGAAACUCUCAUGGAGAAGAUCAGUAACAUCGAGGUUAAGCUACGUUUAUCGAACCAGAAACUGAGGGUAACCGAACAGGUACUAACGGAGAAAGAAGAAGCUUUCAGGAGAGAAGAAGCUAAGCACUUAGAGGAGCAAGCAUUGCUUGAGAAAAGUCUCACAGUGACGCACGAGACUUACCGAGGAAUGAUAAAAGAGAUAGCAGAGAAAGUGAACAGAACACUAGAUGGGUUUGAAUCAGUGUCGGGAAGACUCACGGAGAAACAGGGGAAGUAUGAGAAAACGGUGAUGGAGGCCUCGAAAAUAUUGUGGACUGCGACGAAUUGGAUUAUAGAGAGGAAUCACGAGAAGGAGAAGAUGAAGAAAGAGAUGGAGAAGAAAGAGGAAGAAAUAAAGAAGCUUGGAGAUAAAGUAAGAGAAAAUGAAAAGGACAAGGAGACAAUGAAGGAGUCUUUGAUAGGACUUGGAGAAGAGAAAAGAGAAGCAAUAAGGCAAUUAUGUGUAUGGAUCGAUCACCAUAGAGGUCGUUGUGAAUAUCUUGAAGAGGUUUUGUCUAAGACUGCUAUGGGUCGUGGCCAAAGAGUGUCGCAGCGAGUCUAAGACCCCGUGCCCCAUUUUGGGAUUCAGUAUGGUACGCUUGCUUUUCUUUCCCAAUUCCCACAUCACAUCGAUGCACACAACAUAUAUGUGGUUCUUAGGUUUUGGUAUUUGGUCAAUCAAGAAGCUGUCGGGAGAUUAUUUUUCUUUUUUGGUUGGGUACAUUUUGUGAAUUUUGUGUUGGUGCAGUUUUGUUGCAUAUUUGUUUGUCUUUUUGCGUAUUUUUGUUGUUGUUGUUUUAAGUCAAAUUGGUUAAAGUUUGGUGGUGGGUUUCAAUGGGAGUAAAGGGAAUCACACAAAUGAAGUUGAUAUUUUGUUCUGUUGAGGGGUGGGGUUGUAUAGAACGAUUAAUGUUAUUUGGUUUGGUAUUUGUGAUAUAUCAUUUUUUUUGUAAGAACCUUCAAUAUCAUUUUGUUUUUAUCU